UUAAUAGAAAAAAAGUUGAGUCAAAAAUAUCAAAUUGACCCGUUCUUUUUUCCUUGAAUGUUCUGUAGAAUUGCUUUCUCAAUUCUCGUUGACUAUCCAACAACAACAACAACCACUAGCUUCGACCAAUAAUCGAUCUUCAAUUCAACUGAAUUAGGUUUUCCUUUUCCUUUCUUCCAAUUAUGUCCUCCAAUUCCCACAGACCUGGUUCUUCAUACGGCGGCGCCGCCCCUUUCCGAUCGAAAGAUGGACUUAGUACCCGACCCGGUGCUGCUUCCGAAGAGAUCCAAUUGCGUAUUGAUCCAAUGGACUUGGAUGAUGAAUUAACUGGUCUUCAUCGCCAAGUUAGAAGGUUGAGAAAUGUUGCUGAGGAGAUUGGGACAGAAAUGAAGUAUCAGAAAGAUUUUCUGGAACAGCUGCAAACGACAAUGAUAAAGGCUCAAGCUGGAGUGAAGAAUAAUUUAAGAAGAUUGAACAAGAGCAUCAUCCAAAGUGGUUCAAACCAUAUUGUCCAUGUUAUUGUUUUUGCAUUAGUCUGUUUCUUUGUAGUGUACUUUUGGUCCAAAAUGUCCAGAAAAUGAGUACUUGAGAAUAUAUUGUCAUCUCUCUAGCCAAAAUACUAUACUUACAGCCAAAUUGGAUGACUCGUAUGACACAUGAUUUUGUAGCUUUGUUGUAAAGAGAAAGUUUCAAAAUCCUUUGAAGGCUCUUAAAUGUAUACACGACUUUUGAAUGAUUGUUAUUGAAUAUAUAGCAUAGUUAAAGCAACUACUCUAUUUGAAAUUA
Molecule: messenger RNA, 786 nt
Organism: Cicer arietinum (chickpea)
Lineage: Eukaryota; Viridiplantae; Streptophyta; Magnoliopsida; Fabales; Fabaceae
Product: bet1-like protein At4g14600
Source: RefSeq, a predicted model, not a curated record